AUGACCAAGCUCGCUGUAGUCGGCGCUGCUCUGUCGCUGGCCGCCAUAACCCGCGCUCUGGUGCUACCCGAGGCAGCCGUCAAUCAGGCACCGCUGGGCGGACCUCGUGGUCCAGACGAGGUCUCAGACUUGCACAAUGUGAUAUUCGGGUCCCACCACCUGGACAGCGACGACGAGGGACGCAGCGCGGCCGAGGGCUUCUUCAACGCCGUAUCAAGCAUCCGCGGGCACAUCCACGAGGACUUUAGCCAGGCCGUGGCCGAUCUCGUCGGGCUUGGCUACACGGGAGACCACUUCGGCAGACCCGCCGGCCACGGCCACCACGACGAUAGCAGCUUGACGAUAUACGAGCUAAUCUCCAAGAGCAAGUACACCACCAAGUUCGCCAAGCUAGUCGACGACCAUCCUAGCGUGGUGGAGCUGCUAAACAGCACCAACGGCAACAGCAACUACACCCUCUUUGUGCCGCUGGAUAAGGCUUUUGAGGACAUCCCGGACGACCACAAGAAGCCUAGCAAGAAGGUGGUUGAAGACGCGCUGCGCUACCACAUCGGACUGGGCGAAUAUCCUGCGAGGAGGAUUCUGCACACCUACACGCUGCCAACCGCCCAUGAUGAAGACUUGCUGGGUGGUGAACCUCAGCGUCUUCGCACCUCUGUGAGCCUUGGCGGCGUAAAGGUCAAUUUCUACAGCAAGGUGGUUGCUGCUGACAUAGUUGCCAAGAAUGGUGUUAUCCAUGCUGUGAACCAUAUCCUCGUUCCGCCCCCUUAUAUCGGCCGAAUCAUCACUCUGUUCCCUGAUCGUUUCUCGACCCUGCUGCUAGCGUAUGAGAAAACCGAUUUUGUCAAGUUCAUUCACGGCGUCAACUUGAAGGGGAGCACCGUUUUCGUCCCCACCAACGGAGCCUUUAAUUGGCUAGGCCCCAAGGCAAACGCCUUCCUCUUCAACACUAACAAGGGUCGCAAGUAUCUCAAGGCCAUUCUCAAGUACAACAUCGUGCCUAACGCUACACUUUACACCGAUGCAUUCUACGAUAAGAGAGACAGCGAAGACGGAGAAUCCGAAAUUGAAAAACGGUCGCACGAGCAUUUUGAUCUGCCAACUCUACUUGGUGACGCGCACAUCAGCGUUGAUAUCGCUCGCGUUUUUGGUUUCGCUUCAAUCAAGGUGAAUGGCUUUUCUCGGGUGGUUGUGCCCAACGGCGUGGGCAAGAAUGGUGUUAUCCAGGUUGUCAACCGAGUCCCUCUCCCCCCACACAAAGGCCAUCGCCACCACCAUUCAGAGGAAUGGGGUGAAAUCGAAGUCAAUGACUUGAUCAAAAGACUUGAGCCCUAUAUUUGAUCUGAUGCACAACCGCAACUAUGCCCCAUCCGCCAAUUGGAUAACUGCCUGGAGCAGAACACGAACUGUGGUAAGACUGAAUGAAACGCCGUGAUGUACUCCUGAUUGAACAACUCUUGAUCAUGACCGUGAAAGGUAACUGGAAAAAAAAAUAUUUGAAACGCUACAUGCGA
Molecule: messenger RNA, 1514 nt
Organism: Trichoderma asperellum CBS 433.97
Lineage: Eukaryota; Fungi; Ascomycota; Sordariomycetes; Hypocreales; Hypocreaceae
Biological process (GO): macroautophagy
Cellular component (GO): fungal-type vacuole membrane
Source: RefSeq, a predicted model, not a curated record